This is a messenger RNA of Amoebophrya sp. A25, 3589 nucleotides long. NCBI's taxonomy places the organism in Eukaryota, Dinophyceae, Syndiniales, Amoebophryaceae. The record is from the annotation of a GenBank genome assembly.
AGGCUUGUGUCACUUCCUUCUUUAGAGGCCUUUUGUUCUUUCGGUCUCCUUCUAGAUUCGCUCCGUCCGAAGGGAGGACUACUUGCUUUGUUUUUGGGUUUUUGAGUUUCGCGCUGCCGAAUGUGUAGGUUUUGAAUUCAAUGAAUGUCAACAUUCCUCGAUCUAGGAAUAUGAGUUUCUUUAGUACUCCGUCUUGGGAAUCCAUCAAUUGGGUAGCCUUUGAUAUCUAGAUUAUCAACCCGACAAUGACGACGGUCUUUGUGGAUUGAACAGUGAAAAUAUACUUCUGAAGCGUCAUUCCAUCUCGACUAUCAACUAUUAUCAAAACAUUUGUGUCGUCAAUUUUUUCUUUGUAAAUUUCAUUUUGUGUGCCCUACCCUUUGAAACAAAAUGACGGUAUUGUACGAAAAUAUUUGCAGUCGGCCUUACAGGCCAUGGGGAUCUUGCGUGCGCAGCCCUGCCAUGUGAAGCAGACCUGCAACCCACGCUGCCUUGGUACGACUAGUUUUAGGUCCUUCUUACUUGGACCACAAAUAGCAACCGGCGUCUGGGGGCUUAAUCGUAGUCCAUCAAGGUACUAUCGACGACGCAGUGGAAUUCCACAUAGUAUUUGGCUAGAGAGCCAACCUCAGUCGCUGCACCAUCGUUUUAUUGUUUGGCGUUCAGUGGCAACUACAUCCGCAAAAGGAGCCAGGAUGGUGCAGUACUCGACAGAUGAACACGAAACCAGGGGUGUUUCCAGCCCUCCCGUGGAAGCAGUGCCUCCCGUACUCGGUUUUCGGAGUCUCUUAUCUCCUGAGCAGCAGAACGACCCAUACUUUGCGCCUGCCUUGGAUCCAUCAGCAGUGGUUCCUUUCGUCGCGCCCGAUCCACUUUUACGGCUAAUGGUUUACAACAUCAAUAUGCUUGGUUUACAAUGUGCAAACUUGCCACACUUGGGAACUGGACGUUUGAAUUCUUCUAAGUAUCAUUUUUCACUGAGUCAGCCCGAGAACGAAUUGGCAUAUUUUGUUCGCAAUAUCCAAAACGCUGGCUUCGACAUCUCUAAGUUUUCCCGACUACGAGGCGUUUUGCACACGGUUUUUCCGACAAAACAUGUUCACCAUGAAAAUGGGUUUGUCGAACAUCGAACAGGCAUUGUUGUUGGAAGGCAAUCCGCAUUUGCAGCACCGUCGGAUUUUCGUAGGCGGGACAAACGGGAAAGGAACGGUGUCAGCAGCAUUGUCCAACAUUUUGAGGGCACAAGGCCUCAAAGUGGGUUUUUUCAGCUCACCACACAUAACCGACUUUCGUGAGCGCUUUCGCAUCAAUGGUGUACCAGUAGAGCAGGACGUUGUGCACAGGUAAAUAUUUGAUGAGAAAUCAGUCCUAGUCGUUUGUUCUGUUUAUGUUUUGGCUCGCGAAGGUGCGUCGUGAGGAGCUUGACUAUACCUAAACCUUUCAGACCUCCUUCCGUUACGUCGAGAAUGAUGAAGAUUUUGAAUAGAGGCCUACUAUUAUAUCGUCAUGUUCCAUACAGAAUCGGCGUAGAAGUGAUGGUGAAGUUCGGCGGUACGGGGACCGAUUUCAAUGCGGAAUGUUCAGCGAUAAAUCCGAGCACAACUUCGACGGACGCAAACAGCGUAAACGAUGGAAGCACCCGUGCAGUCUCAAGCACUGGUAUAUUUAGUUUUUUAAGAUCCACAAUAAGUCAAUGUUGAAAGAGGUCGUGUUAUGACGGACACCUACCUGAUGUACGUUUAUUUGCUUUUUUUGUGAGUGUUCACCGACCUCGGUGUGAGUGAGAGACUGUAGUAAAUUGAAUCAUGGCAGGCGGCGAGGUGCAUCCAGAGGUCGCUCACGCGCUCGGGAAUGGCAAUCGGCCUGUGUUGACCUUCUUCGAGCUCGCGACCGUGAUGGCCACAAAAAUUUUUGCGGCUGAAAAAGUAGACGUCGCGGUCUACGAAAUCGGACUAGGUGGCCGCUUAGAUGCGGUUAACGGGCUCCGGCCACCGGAUCUCUGUGUCUUCACGACCAUGGGCUUCGAUCAUACAAAGUAUCUAGGCAACAGCAUCGAGGAGAUUGCCUUUGAAAAAUUCAGUGUGAUCCCGCGGCACGCGCGGGCCGUUCUAGGAGAGCAAGAAUACGUCGAUGGCACCAUGGACGUGUGGCAUCGAUUUUUAAGAGAACGCCGAGUGGGCCACGCAGUCUCGAUAGCAGAUUUACUGCGUGAUCUCAAUGAGACGAAUGAAUCUGUCGCUGGUAAAAAAGAAGCCGGAUACUUGCUAGACCCAGUGGUUGUAGAGAAUUUUUUCACUGGCAGGGAACGCAUGGCCGAGUAUCUUGGCAAGAGCUGGCUGGAUGAACACUAUGCGCGACAUUUGCGCACGGCAAUCGUAUCCGCGCGUCUCCUUUUAGGGGACUGUGGCUCGUCGCAGAAGGUAAGUGCGCUCAGUACAGAAGCCAUUAGUCGCGGCUUGAAGGCACUACAUUGGCCCGGCCGUAUGGAGAGUAUAACGUGGCGGGGACAGCAUUUCUUGCUGGAUGCUGCACAUAAUAUUGAUGGCAUUCGGCUGUUAACGUCUGCUGUAGAAAAAAGAGGUUUGCGCAUCGACGCUGUUCUCUUUGGUGUCAUGCGCGAUAAGGACUUCGUGAAAAUGCUAUCACACUUGCGAUCCGCUUUUGGGGAAGAAACAGCAGAGUCGAGUCGUCCUGAUGUCCCAUUUUUCGGCUGCGAAAUCGAUUUUCCUCGUGCCGCGAAGCGCGCAGAUUAUGAAGAAGUUGUCGGGACUUCCUUUUUCCGAACUUGUGGGCCAAGUGCGAAACUACUGGAUGAGGUGCUUACUGUCGUGACACAGCAGACUAGCGGCGGAACGAACCACGAGAGAGCGGCGAUUAUAGGCCAGAAGGAUCUGAAAACGGCGCCUGAUGGAAGUAAUGCAGUUGGUAGUGUUCCUGAAGAACAAGAAAAAUUUUCAACUGAGCAGCUAUCUCCUAGCGGAACGAGCGGUUGCAGCACCGCGGCCGAUAGUCCGGGAUGUAAUCGAAUAGCAGCACAGGUGGAAGCGAAACCGGUAUCAGGUCGUCCAGGAACGGUGCUGAUCUGCGGCUCAAUUUAUCUUCUCGGCGAAAUCUUUAGGCAUAUGGGCGCAGACGCAGGUAGCAUUUGGCGUGAAUGAUAUCGCAGCUGUCCAUACUCACGUCGCGCUUGCUUUUUGUGUCUUCAAACCACCGCGCUUUCCUUGUCCUGUAUUGUUGUUCGUGACGCAUUCCAUUCCCAAGUUCUAUUUCGCUGACACAUGUUUAAUACCGAUCGAGUCCUGGAGACACUGAAAUACUUGGAAGGUCAUAAAUGAAAAUCACUCAUUUUCCAACUCCUUCACGGCACAACAACUAAUUACCAGUCCGAAGUUGUAUUCCUCUGUUGCCAAGAAGAAGAACUAGGAAUAUGGUGUUGAUGAGACCCUCAAAUCUACGCCCAUGGGAACAUCAAGUCAUCAAUACCUCGUCUGGUUCAGAACUUCGCUCUUCAAAUGUACACGCUAGCAAGUGCCAAGCACUGCGGAAUGACACUCACGAAAGCAUCUAGUAUCCCAAUACUGGGUAGGAC